Molecule: messenger RNA, 8846 nt
Organism: Sphaeramia orbicularis (orbiculate cardinalfish)
Lineage: Eukaryota; Metazoa; Chordata; Actinopteri; Kurtiformes; Apogonidae
Gene: inpp5f
Product: inositol polyphosphate-5-phosphatase F
Exons: 21
Coding region: 396-3857 (1153 amino acids)
Biological process (GO): phosphatidylinositol dephosphorylation; regulation of endocytic recycling
Cellular component (GO): early endosome; clathrin-coated endocytic vesicle
Molecular function (GO): phosphatidylinositol-4-phosphate phosphatase activity
Source: RefSeq, a predicted model, not a curated record
GGGGUCACGUGUCUUUGUUUGGAGCAGGAAACUGUCGGUUACGUCUUGGACGGAACAUCUGCUGGGACACUUUCACACUCAUUCACUCAUGUGGAUUCGACUCUAAUCUGUCUGCCGUGACUGUGGGAAAAGACGCUUCUCUAGUGGAAACAAAAUGUGAUGAUCAAUAUGCGUAGAGGCGGAAUAAACAAAUCCGACACGCAUCCAGCUGCUGUUAGCCUGCUAGGUAGCUAGCUACCGUGGCUCGGGCGCCUGUGGGAGACGAGCUAACCGGGGCUAGCCUGUCGCUGUCCGGCUAGCUACAGUACACCUCCAGGACGUGGAAGUUGGUCAUUACCCGCACCUGGCUCUUUAGCCAGCCGGUUACUUAUUUUCACACAACCUAAAGGGGCAAAAUGGAGCUAUUCCAAGCCAAAGACGACUACAUUCUCCAGAGCGGGGACCGAGCUCUGUGGUGCAGCCGAAAAGACGGGACCAUGACGGUCAGACCGGCCACAGAUCUGUUGUUGGCAUGGAACCCUGUGUGUCUGGGUCUGGUGGAAGGUGUUAUAGGGAAGAUACAGCUCCACACAGAUCUUCCUCUUGGCCUUGUAUUAAUCCGGCAGAAAGCACUGGUAGGCCACUUACCCGGAAACCACAAAGUCUACAAAAUCACAAAGAUCGCCGUCAUUCCACUGUCUGACGAAGAGCCUCAGGAGCUGGAGCUGGAGGGGAGCUUCAUGGAUGGUGAGACAGAAUAUUUUCAACUUUGCAAGAAACAUCACUUUGGAAUCGACAAACCGGAGAAACUAGCCCAGUCUCCUGAUGAGUCCAAAUUCUUGAUGAAAACUUUAAGCCAGAUCAAAUCUAACGUUGGUGGGCCGAUCAAGAAGAAGUAUUCCCCUGCCUUCCAGGUCAAAGAAAACAAGGAGAAGGAGCGUCUGGAGAGGCGGCUUCUUGAUGAACUCUACAAGAUAUUCAUGGACUCAGACUCCUUCUACUACAGCAUGACCUACGACCUGACCAACAGUGUGCAGCGUCAGGGGGACUCGGACAAGUCCAGCCUACCCCUGUGGAAACAGGUGGAUGACCGAUUCUUCUGGAACAAACACAUGAUUCAGGACCUAAUUGACCUUCAGGUCCCAGACGUGGACUUCUGGGUGAUUCCGAUCAUCCAGGGUUUUGUACAAGUGGAGGAACUGGUGGUGAACUAUAACGAGACAUCUGACGAGGAGCGGAGCAGCCCGGAGACGCCGCCACAAGAAGUCGUAUGUGUCGAUGAUAUUCAUCCCCGGUUCACUGUGGCCCUGAUCUCCAGACGGAGCCGCCACCGUGCAGGGAUGCGGUACAAACGCAGAGGAGUGGAUACAGAUGGCCAUGUGGCGAACUACGUAGAGACGGAGCAGCUGAUCCACGUUCACAGCCACACACUGUCCUUCGUGCAGACUCGUGGCUCGGUUCCUGUGUUCUGGAGCCAGGCCGGGUACCGUUACAAUCCCCGGCCACGCAUAGAGAAAGGGGAGAAAGAGACCAUGUCUUACUUUGCUGCACACUUUGAAGAACAACUAAAACUCUACACAAAACAGGUCAUUAUUAACUUAGUCGAUCAGGGUGGACGGGAGAAGAUGAUAGGCGACGCAUAUCUGAAGCAAGUGUUACUCUACAACAACCCAAACCUCACAUAUGUGUCAUUUGACUUCCACGAGCACUGCCGAGGUAUGAAGUUUGAGAACGUCCAAAUACUGACAGAUGCGAUUUCUGAUAUCAUCACUGACAUGAAAUGGGCCUGGGUGGACCAGGCUGGAGUCAUCUGCAAACAGGAGGGAAUCUUCAGAGUCAACUGUAUGGAUUGUCUUGACAGGACCAACGUGGUUCAGGCUGCUGUUGCUCGUGUGGUGAUGGAACAACAGCUGAAGAAGCUGGGUGUGAUGCCUCCAGAGCAGCCUCUGCCUCUUAAAUGUUACAGGAUUUAUCAGAUCAUGUGGGCGAACAACGGAGACACCAUUAGCAGACAAUACGCCGGCACAGCAGCGCUCAAGGGAGACUUCACCAGGACGGGGGAGAGGAAACUGGCAGGUGUCAUGAAGGACGGGGUGAACUCUGCCAACCGCUACUACCUGAACCGCUUUAGAGACGCUUACAGACAAGCAGUCAUUGACCUCAUGAUGGGUUUGCCAGUGACCGAGGACCUUUACUCCAUCUUCAGUAAAGAGAAGGAACAUGAGGAGAAAGAGAAGGAGAGUCAGAGAGGAGCUCAGGAGCAGGUCAGCCUCCUGCUGCAGACGUACAUGCAGCUUCUACUGCCAGAAGAUGAGAAGUUCCACGGAGGCUGGGCGCUCAUCAACUGUGACAUGAGUCUCAUCGACGCAAACAACAAAGACGUGGACGUGUUGCUGCUUCUGUCUGACAAGGCUUAUUACAUCGCUUACUAUGAUGAAGAAGCGGACAAGGUCAACCAGUACCAACGCCUGAACCUGGAGGGUUUGGAGAAGAUUGAGAUCGGUCCGGAGCCGACUCUGUUCGGGAGGCCCAAGUACUGCUGUAUGCGGCUGCAUUACAGGAACGAAGACACCAGUGGGUAUUUCCACACCCUGAGAGCAGCCACCCGGAACCCAGAGGAUGAUGGGAAAGAUACGUUACAGUGCAUCGCAGAGAUGCUUCGGAUCACGAAACAGGCCACAGGGAUGGACCUGCUGGUGGUGGAGAAGAAACUGGAGAGGCGGCAGAGUAAACCUCAUGAGGAUAUAAUGGGGAUCCAGAACAAACCAGCAGACCAGGUCCAGGGUAGUUCUGGUCUGGCACAAGGUAAAAGCUUCCUUCUCAACAAAUUCUCCUCCCUCAACCAGAAGGUGAAACAAACCAAGACAAACGUCAACAUCGGGCCUUUCGGGAAACUCGGCAACUUCUCCAAGCCCGAUGUGAAAGUGAAUUUUCUGAAACCGACUAUGCACGUCAACCUGUGGAAGUCCGACAGCAGCCUGGAGACGUCGGAUGGAAACCCCGGCGCCGGAGGGCUCAAAGACAUGGGAGACGAGCACUCUGGAAUCUCCUCUGACUCUGACUCUUAUAAUUCUGACCCCGAACACCCCUGCUCCGGGUCCUUGGAAAACGUGGACUAUGUACUGCCCAGCUGUGGGAUCGUAGCAUCAAACCCUCGCCUGGGAAGCCGCUCCCAGUCCAUCGGCAGCGUGGAGCUAAACAUCCCGUCCGUCAUCCGGGUCACAGGCUGCGACGGGAAGCAGGAGAUCUGCUCCCAAGAAAACGACGACAAAUCCCCCGGGGCCGCCUCCGUGGCUGAAGAGGCCAUUCUGAUUGACUUUGGUACACCCAUCGACGCUUACUGCCACCAGUUUGUCCAGGACGCACAAACUCACCCGGUCGAGGUGUUUGGAGAGCGACCGCCGGCCGCCGUACCCCCGCCCAACCCCACGGUACCGGCGCCGAACAAGACCCUGGCAGACUCUGACAAACACCCAGGCUCCCAGCCCCAGCAUCUGCAGGAGGAGCCGCCGCAGCUCCCCAGGCCAUCGCAGCUCGACGUCCAAUCCACUACCUCCACUUCCAGCCUCCUCACUGUCCAGAAACCCAGCUCCGCGGUGUCCGGAGGCUCUCAGAGGAGCCUGUCCUCGCAGCUGGAGGGCAGCCUGGGCCCCUCGCCCGCCGACAGCAACGGCAGCCGAGUGGUGUCCCCCUUUGCCAAGAUCAAGAGCUCCAUGGUCCAGGUGGCCAGCCUCACCCAGGCAGGACUCACCCAGGGCAUCAACUUUGCUGUGGCGAAGGUCCAGAAGAGCCCGGAACCGGACACCGUCAACGAGGCCCAGGAGAGCGAGCUGAAGGCAAUGUUUACACAGUGCCAGACCAGGAUCAUUCAGAUCUAGUGCUUUCCUUGUAGCAGGAUUUUGUAGUCAUAAGCCGUGUAGAAAACGUCCAGUACGGUAGCAGUAGCAAAAGCUUGCACAUGGCGUCACUACUCGGCCAAGUAACGCGCUCUUAAAUUUACCCUUUAGUUGAAAAUUCCCAUGUGAAUGAUGUACAGAGUCUAUAAAAUAUAUAUAUUCAAACCUGGUGAGACGGUGACCAUGUUUACAUGCACAUGACCGCAGACAACAGGGACGUGGAGGUCUGAGGCUCUGGUUCUUAUCAGACGUUCAGCUCACAUCCCUUUGUCCUGAGAGGUGGGGAAGUUUGGAAAUUGCAAUAAUGGUGAUGUUAGAUUUUUAAUGUAAAUGAACCAGAACUUUAGAAUGAGUAUAUAAAUGGUAUAUACAAAAUGUUAAAAGGGCAGUAUGGGACAUUUGCACGCGUUCUGUACUUAGAUGAUGGUAAUGUGCUGGGAUUGAGCCGUUAGUUGGCGGUUCUGAGCUCAGUGGAGCUUAUAAUGUACAGGGUAGAAAACAAGGGAGACGUAGAAGAACUUCAGUUUGAGAGUAAGGCUUCUGUGGAAAAUCAGAUCCAGGUCCUCUUUGUAGAAAUCUGAGUACAGGCUUUUGUCAGAUAUCACAGAGACAGUUGAUGAUGAGCAUCUUUUAAAGUAAAUGAUCCAUUCGAUCAUUGGGAUCUAGUAAAUCUCAAAUUAUGACCCAUGUGUUCAUCCUCUGCUUCAGUUGGUGCCAGUGGUGAAUUUAACCAAAGAUGAUGGAACUAAACCGGGAAGAUUCUACCGCAGCUCUUUGACUAUUGAUCAAAACAAAACCCUAGCAUGUGGCUAAUUAGCUUAAACUUCCAACAUUACCCAAUGCUCUCCUAAACUGUACGAGUUUCUCACUUAAUUAGCUCUGCCCAAGAGCUGUUAAAGUCCUCUGGGUUGUUUUUCUAGUUCUGUAAACAAAUUAGACUUGUACGGGGUUUAGCACAGGAGGAAACAGCAGAUAUUCUGCAAAAUAGUGUCAGGAGAGAAGAAGAAACAAAACUAAAAUGACCAAAUCUCUGAAAAAGGAAACUCUUUGUAAGUAGAUGUGAGUCUACAUUCAUUCUUGCUGUUGACAGAACUAUAAAAACACAGAUAGAGGAAAGAAUCCUGCCACUGGUCGACCAGAUAAACUCCAAUAAUUAUCUUUUUCCCGCCUCGUUUUUUAUGGAUCUGCCCCAAAGUGAAGGGGUUUGAAGUUGGACCAUGCUCUGUGAAUAGCUUUGAGGUCAUAACACGUUACAUACAUUUAAAAAAAACAAAACUAGAGAAUAUUUCUAACCCAUGUGUCAAUGAAAACUUGUAGUUUAUGGAACAGAUUUCUACUGAUACGGUUUCCUACAAUGAAAGAGCAACGAAUCCUGUUUUUCCACAGCGGGUUUGCAGCAUAUUUCUGUGCAUGUAAACAUGUCGCCGUUAUUCUCGAACGCCCGCCACACUCGCACGUGAGGUCGACAAUAACGACCGACUGCGACGAAGGCCGGUCGACGAACGUUAGCUGCAUGUGAGCGACCAACCAGGAUCUACCAUGUACUGUACGUCAUCCCGUAUGUGCAGGUCACUUAUUGGCGUUUGUGAUAAUAGACCAGGUGUUGGAGGGUCCGACCAAAUCUCCUCUAUAACGCCCCCCCCCCCACAGAGGAAAACUACUCCGUGUUGAAUAUUACCCUUUGUAUAGCUAAGGCGACAUACUGUACGUAGUUAUUCUAUGUAAUAUCAAUGUUGUCAAGUGUAACAUAGAAGAUAUAACAGUCUAGAAGUUAUUACUACACAAGAGCUUAGUAAGAGUAUUCUGGUUGUCGAUAUGUACAGUGAGUAUUGUAUGUUUAUUAUCUGUUCCCUGAGUAGAGCCUUCCCUUCAGCUUUUGUAUUGGUGGUAGGGUGGCAUUAUAUUCCGAAAGCGCUGUCAUUAGAAAUCACUGAGGAACCAGGAGACGACUGGUUGGUUUUGAUAGAUUAAUACGUUAAGAUAACUCCUCCGCUAACGGUUGUUAGGGUUCUAAUCACGAGGGUUUGUUUUCAGCCGGCGUUUGACCUUCGACGUUGCAUGUUGCAAGGCGUGGAGAGUAGCAUAUAGUAGAUAUAUAUGCAAUCGCACCCAUUCGACGAUUAGAAACACUGAUGCUUUAUGCACUCCCCAAACUCAAAGCAUAUUUGCCUUAAACAGGGAACGAUAUGGGAUUAUGUAUAUCAGGUAUUUAUGGCAAAAUCUACCUUUUUAAGUCCGUUCAUACAUGUUACAUUCGCCGUACUGUGUAAAAGAUCUCGUUCAGGGUUACUGUGUGUCAUUAGGUUCAUCCUGGGAUAUUUCACUCCACCGGAGGCAGAAAGAUGAAAGACGUGGGCAGGUUUUAGACUCGCUCGUGGGUGGGGAUGUGUUACUGAAGGUGCAGCUGCUGGACUUUAUCGUCUGAGGGGGAAAAAAUCGGAUAUUACAAGAAUAAAGUCAUAAGAUUUCCACAGAUAAUGUAUUUGAAAAAGAAUAAGAUCAUUAUAUUAGAGGUAUAAAAACAGUUUUUGAGGGAAAAAGUUGGAUAUUGUGAGAGUAAAAGUGUAGUAUUAAGAGAAAAAGUCUCAAAAUUCAGAUAAAUUCACAAUACUAAAAGAAUAAAGUCGUGUUUUUUAUGGUUGACAUUUAUUAGUAGAAAUAAUGAGACGUAAUGGAACCAUAAGUCUGUGGGUUAAAGAGUUCAUAAAUGUAUGUAAUUCGUAAAACUAGUUUUAUUAGUAAAAAGGUAAAAAAAAAAACUCCCUCUGCUGCGUUUGGGUUCAACUGGGAAUUUUGACAACUCCCCUCAUAUUUUUAGUCUUGUUUUUCAUUAAAACUACAACUUUGUUUUCAUAACUUUCACCCUAAAAUACCCUUUUUUGUACAUUUUCCUUUAAACUUCUAUUGUUUUUUUAACUUUUUUCCCAAAAAUAUUAACACUUUAUCUUCAAAUAUUCUGACUUGUUUUCUCUGAAUUUUAUAACUCCAUUCUCCAAAUACAGACUUUUUUUCUGUCAGACUGCUGCAUUUGUUUUAUGCAUUUGCUUUUUCCUCAUGGAAAAUCCAAUGUUUUUUUUAAUAUUACAGCUGUUUUUCUCAAACUAUUACAACUUUUUUUCUUACUAUUAUGACUUUCUUUCAGUCUGCUGCAUUUGUGUUUUGACAUAUUGCAAUAUUUAGACUUUUUCCUGAUUUAAAAAUGCAGCAUUUCCUUUUAUUAUUAUUACAUUAUGGCUUACUAUUUUGUUUUUUGUUUGUUUUUUUUUUAUAAUAUUUUGACUUUUUUCAGAUCGGAGUGUUUUUUUCAGCUCAUGCGUUUUUCCUCAUAAAAAAUACAACCUAGUCAUAUUUUAGUGGAUUUCGUCUUUUAAUCUGUCUUUUUUUUUUUUUUAAUUAAAGACUUAUUGUAUAUAUUUUAUUCUCAUAUUUUUCUGAUUAUUCUUGACUUUAUUGUCCUUUUUUCUCUUAGUCUAUUGCAUUUAGUUCUGCUUGGAAUUUUUACAACUGCCAUAGAUAGUAUUGAGCCUUUUCCUUGUGAAAAAGACACUUUUUCUCUUAAUUUCAUGUCUUUUUUUCUAUAUUCUCAUUCAGCUUCAAUAAAUAUUUAGCCUUAUUUUUCUCUUACAAUGCUGCAUUUGUUUAGGUGGGAACUUGGAAAACUAGUAAUACUAAACCUUUUUUCUUGUUGGAAAAUCAAAACUUUGUCUUAAUAUUUUGACUUUUCACAAAUACUACUUCAUCCCUGUUUUAUUUUGAAAUUUCCCCUGAAAUAUUAUGCAAAACUGUUGUCUUAAAAUAUUGCAACUUAAGUCUUAAAAUAUUAUGCUUUAUUUUCUCUCAGGCUGCGUUCAGGUCAGCUGGGAUUUUUGACAACUGCCAUAAUAUUAUUUAGUCUUUUUUUUUUAGUUUUUCUUGCCAUGUUCGACUUUUUCACUCCAGAUUUUCUGACUUUAUUCUUCUAAUAUCACAUGUUUUUCUUUAAUCCUUGUGUUUCUUACACUCCUUCAUACGUCCGAGCUCCUUUAAACCUUUUGUCCUCCUGUUUUCCCUCAUGACUUUUCUCCCAGAAUCCCUCGCUGCACUGCCCUGAGGUCUGUAACACAGAGAUAGAGGCCCGUCCAGUUGAAUAAUGAUCUGAUCUGCCUGGAGUUGAAAUAUCCCACGAUAAAGGGUCACAUAUUCCAUGUUGCGUGUUUUAUUUUUAGCCUGUUUGCUCACCAGCAGAUAAGACGUGGGAUACUUGUAUAUUUCAUGGGACUAACUGUUAUUAGAUGGACUGUAGCCUCGGCUGCUGUAUUUUUCCGUCGUUGAACCUGCUGAUAGUGCGUGAUGCUGCCAAAGCUUUAAGGUGAUCUGUACGUUUUAUUGCAGAGGGUAAAAUGUGUGUGUGUUUUCUUUUCUUUCUUUUUUUUUUUUUUUAAUUUCCUGUAUAAACACUGAAGCAGUUCUCGCACAUAGAGCAGAAAAUCUGUCCUGAAGCGGUUGCGUAAAGCGAAAAAAAAAAAACAGAAAUCCUCAACAUUCCUGACAAAGAGUAAAUUCUCGAGUGUUUCCGUCUGGUUUUAUUUUAUAUGCAAUAUGAAAACGCCGUUCUAUUUGAUCCCGUAUCCGCUGGGUGAGACCUUUCCUCUUUUUUUUUUUCUCCUUUUUGUUUUUACACAAAGUGCUUUUGCAUCCACCUCUUCAUCGUUCGUCAUCGUCGUCAUCCUCCCGUUCAGACCCGACUAUCAUGUGACUCCAGGGUCUUAAAGCAUUUUAUUUGCACUGUUCAAGCACAUUUUGGUCAUGGAUUUUCCUCUCUACUAUGUGACUGUUGUCAUCUUUUUUUCCACGGUGUACUGAGAUUGUAUUGUAUAUUAAAGUAUCCUAUUUAUUCUUAUCCUCUUUGGGUGUGUUACUUGAUAACAAAGUGCACUGUACACUUUUUGUCUAGGAAGAUAUUCCAUUUGAAUAAAAAGUAUGUAAAAAGAA